CACAUAUGUGAACGAUCACAAAUAGAAUUGUUUUAAGUAAAGUCAAUACUUAUGUUGUUCUUCAAUUACCUAUGCUUUAGAGCGUAUAAUCUGCACUUUGCUUUAGUGACUAUAGUCAAAACCUUGCAGCUGAAAAUAUCAUUCAUUUAUACGCUUUAGUGGUGAUUACAGACGUCAAAUAUAUCUCGUUUGGGCGAAAAAUACAAGUAACUUGAUACUCUGUGCAGUCCGUACUUGUAUUUUGUUCUGUAUUUUAUUCAUAUGUUGCGUUGUUUAUCUCUCACCCUGUGUUUUGUGUUUUGGUGAGGAAAAUGUAAAGCAGAUAGGAUAUAUAAAAAAUGGCUUCGCCACCUAAAAAAUUAAAGAUUGAGGAAAAUGGAUUUCGUUUGAGUAAACUUUUAAUCAAUAAAGGAACCCAAGCCUUAAAAACAACAUUGCAAUUCAUUAUAAACCUUCAAUCAUCAAACUUAAAAGACAAACUUAAUGAUCCUUUUAACAGAAAGAAAUUGGAAUCAUUAAAAAAGAAAAAAGUAGUGAACAAAGAGCAAUGGAACCUUCUUUACCCUUCAAAUGAUACACCCAAAAUUAGCAACUUUGAUAUUUCAUUAUUGACUGUCUUGUUGCGUAACAUUUGUGGUCUAACAGCGCCACAUAGUGGAUGGGAUAAUCUUCCUUCCUCAUCAGAUACUUCAGUCUCAGCAAAUAUUGCAAGAAUAAAGUUUUAUCGAAACAAAGUGUACGGUCACAUAACUACAACUAGUGUAGAUGAUAGUGAGUUUGAGUACUUGUGGCAGGAAAUUUCAAAAGCAUUGGUUGGUCUGGUUAUUCAACAAACUGAAUUAGAUGAAUUAAAGAAAGCUCCCCUCGCUACCGAUGAGGCAAAUUAUAUUGAAAUGUUAAAAGAAUGGCAUAAAACAGAGGAGCAGCUACUCGAUGUCACUGAAGAAAUCAAAGAAGAUGUGAAAGUAAUAAAAAGAAAUGUUGUAGAGAUGAAACAAGAGAUGGCAACCAAAGUUACGGACUUAAAUGAGGAUGUAAAGAAAACAAAAGCUGAUGUGGCAGGAGUAAAAAAAAUGUUACAGGAGAAAACAUAUUCAGAUGUCGAAAAGCUUGGAAAGUGUAAUUUCAACGGUCUUAAAAAAGAUCUUAACAAGAAAUACCUUGAAGGCACUAGACAAUGGUUAUUUAAAGAACUCGACACUUGGUUUAACGAUAGAAGGGAAAAUGCUUCUAAUGUCAUGAUUUUGAUUGCCGGUCCUGGUGUUGGUAAAAGUGUGUUUGCUGCUGAGGUGUGUCGACGAUAUUCUGAAAAGAAGAAACUUGCUGCUUCUCAUUUCUGCAGGUAUAAUAGAUCAGAUGAGAGGAAUCCUCGAAUGUUGAUAGAAUCAUUGGCUAGUAGCAUGUGUGAUACAAUAUUACAUUUCAAAUGUAAACUGAUUGAAGAAUUACAGAGAAACCAUUCCUACAAAUCAGUCGCCGAUGUAUUCCGUGUUUUAUUAAAUAAUCCAUUGCAUUCAUUGGAAGAUCAUGAGCCAAUGCUUUUGGUUAUUGAUGCCUUAGAUGAAAGCCAAGUUGCUGGCAAAAGUGAAUUGUUGAAAUUGAUAGCAAAAGAGUUUGACCGACUGCCUAAAUGGAUUAAAAUCUUUAUCACCAGUCGUCCAGAACUUCCUAUUCAAAAGGAGUUGAAAGACAUGAAUCCUGUGAAAAUUACAACUCAUCCUCGCGAAGAAAACAACGAAGAAGACCUGCACAGGUAUUUGAGACAUCAGUUGAAUGAUCGGGUGCAGGAAGAUCGCUACGUUCUGUUGUCAUUAGUUAAAAAAUGUGAGGGAUCAUUUCUUUAUGCGUAUAACGCACAACUAAGCUUGAAUAAAGAAAAUAUUGAGCUUACUUACGAAAACAUUCAACAAUUGGUCCCUAGUGGGUUAAGCGGUGUUUACACAAAGCAAUUCAAAAGAGUAAAAGAAUUGUUAACAAAGAAAAGUCGCAGAAAUUCUGUUAUCUCAGAACCUACUUUCAUGCAAUUUCUUGAAUUGUUGGCUGCCUGUCGGGGUUUUUUACCAUUAACUUUACUGCUUAGCUAUUUAGGUUUUUCUGGUGACAUCAAGUUUGAAAUCCGCAGUAAAAUCAUUGAACUGUUAUCUCAAAUUUUGCCAGUUUACGAUGAUUGUUUAACCGUGUAUCACAAGUCUCUCAUUGAUUGGUUAAAAUCAGAUGGUUAUGAAGAGCAUGAGUUUACAGUUAAUCCAAAAAAUGGACAUAAGUUUUUAUGGCAUGCUUGUGAAAAAGUGUUUAAACACAUCAAGUCGAUGAACAUUUUUGAAGAUCAGAUGAACACUGCGAUGAUUAAAUAUGCUUUGAAGAAUGGAAUCUAUCAAAUGUCAGAAUGUGGCGAAAAUGUUGACUUUAGCUGGGCAGUAGAUGUCAAAGUGUUUUUUGCGAGGUUAAUGUGUGUGAAAGACAUUGACAUGUAUACCAUUAGGUUUGAAUUGCUUGAAAUCAUUAAGAAACUACAAAAUUUCUUGGGAAAAGAUGUACUUGAGGAACAACUAUUUCAUUUGUUAAGGGAGGUAACGAUAAUGAGAUAUAAGUCAUUUAAGACUGAUAAAAGCUUAAUUUUUUUACAAAGUAUUGCAAACAGAAUUGAUGGCAGUAACGAAAAAUGCUUAUUAGCUAAGGAUUUGUUGAAACAAGGAAACUUUUCUUGGUUUGAGGAUUUAGACUCAACAUAUCUAACAAACCAUCAUCAUUUGACUGUCUCCUUGCGUGCUAACGUUACAUCUCUUUGUGUGUCGUCCAAUGAAGAACUUCUUGCUGUAGGAUAUGAAAAUGGUCAAAUAUCUAUUUUUAAACUUCCAGAAUUUACAGAAAGAUGCAUUCUCGGCACUGCACUUGAUGAUUCAUCGUUGGAUAAGUGGUAUAAUGUUAACUUAGUUAUGUCCCUGUAUGACAUCUACGACUAUUCAACAUUAAAGGAAUCUUAUUUUGUACAAGGAAACAUCAGUUGUUGCUCCUUUUCACCUACCGGAAAUAGACUGGUAACUAGUGAUAGAUCUACUGAAGUAAAGUUGUGGGACGUUAACAAUGGACGUUUGUUAUUAUGUUUACAGUCAGAUGAUGUCGUUAAUCGUUGCUCUUUCUUAGAUUCUGGUAUGUUCAUUACAGCAGAAUAUGUAGAAAAUGAGAACGACGAUGAUCUUGUCAUAGACGAAGUGUUCACAGCGUGGAAUUCAUUAACUUUGCAAAGAAUCGAUCGACGAUGCGCUGUUGAAUACCAAAAACUACAAUGUACCGAUAAAUAUUCCGAGUUCGUUGUUGCAGACUUCGUCAAGACUUCGUAUGUUUUUCAAUUUCCAAAGGCAAUCGAUAUUUUUUCAACUAAAAAGAAAAAUCCACUACGUUUACAUUCAAUGAUAACACACCAUUAUCGUGAUUGUAUUUUUUAUCGUACAAACCAGAUUGUAAAGCUUUCUGAAAUCACUCAGUUCACAAAAUACAACGAUAAAGGAGAAAUCGAGUUUUGUUUACCAAAUGUUGUGUGUCCAUGUGUUCGUAGGUUUCUUGAUAAGGUCUAUCCCAUCUCGUUUAAGGAAUUAUACGUAGUGCCGUAUUUUUCAAAGCUUAAAAUUUUCAAAACUGAUCAUCUUUGGAGACCUUCAUUUAUCUUUGAGAAAUUUGAAAUUAAAUGUUGUUGUUUUUCACCGGAUGGAUCUUUUUUUGCUGCUUUCGCUGUUGGUGACCACGUCAACAUUCAUAUUUGGAGCAUUGAACGUUGCACUAUUAUUCAAACUGUACCAAUGCAACUGAAGAAUGCAUUAGGAUGUUGGUGGUCAGUUGGUUUACUGUGGAUAUGGGAUGGUUCUGAUCAUCUUACGAAGAUAUCCACUUCGUCUAAAAAUUUUGUAGAUUCUACUCAAGCAAAGCAGGUAAACAUUGGAUUUAAACUUAAAGAAAUUUUAACAUUUGGUGAUGUCUUAGUUUGUAUUGACAAACUAGAUUUUGUUAAAGUUGUUAGAAUUACCAAGGGUGAGAUACAAUACAACAAAAGACUUCCUGUCGAUAGUUUUCAAAUUAAAGCAGCAGCUGUAUCACCUGAUAAUUCUGUUAUUUUAACUGUAAACUUUACAGAAUACACAUUAUGGAAAUGGAGAAAUAACAAAAAUAAACUUUACUUGAAAACUUGGUAUACUGCAGAAAUACCCAAGACAGCUGUCAUUAAAGAAUUUGUUCAAGAACAGAUAACUGUAAAUGAUCUAGAGUUCAACUGUUGUAUAUGUGAUAGUAAACAAGCAGUCGUUACAGUUAAGAUUUUGGAUCGAUUUCUGAGCUUUUUUAUAAUUAAUAUGAAUGAAAACGAUGAUGUGAAUGUGACUUUGUGUAAAGUCAAGGAUCUUUUAUAUGGUGAAGACGUAAUUGUACAUAAAUCGUAUUGCAUUGGUAAAUCGUUUAGUGACGAAUUGGCUGCUGUAGAUUUGAAGAGUGGUGAAAUAUGUGCUGAAUUUUACGGAUUAAAUUCUGAAUUUAAUAUAUCUAUGCAUUCCAACACAGAUACUUUAGCUGUUGUAACAAAUGUUGGAUGCGGAAUCAAAUUUUUUAAACUCAAUGUUCCUGAAUGAAUCCACUAACUCAACCUUUUUUUAGUUAUAUUAACCUAUUGUAUUUACUAACAUUACAUAUCACUUAAAACGAACAUAAAAAGUUCUUUAUAUCACAAAAGGACAGUUAUUUAUGGUAUCAAGAACGAACUCAAAAAUAUAAGAAAAAAUUGUCUAUAUCCUUUGUUUUAACCGUAGAAAAACUGUCAGUUUGUAAUUAUGUAAAAAUAUCACGGACGGAGAAAGAGAUUAUUUUUUUUGUAAUGUCAAGUAAGGAUCUUUUUUAUCCUAUGAUUCCCGUCAACUUUCAAAUUUAUAUUUGGAGAAUUCAACACUGUAACAUUGUCAAAGUUGUGAUGAAAUUGAGAAUAUCACACGAAGAUGUUGAUUGU
Messenger RNA from Xenia sp. Carnegie-2017, 4987 nucleotides. RefSeq lists its product as uncharacterized. Gene Ontology annotation, molecular function: protein binding. The coding region runs from base 339 to 4616 and encodes 1425 amino acids. The transcript is spliced from 2 exons. NCBI's taxonomy places the organism in Eukaryota, Metazoa, Cnidaria, Anthozoa, Malacalcyonacea, Xeniidae. The record is from RefSeq and is a predicted model, not a curated record.